Anolis sagrei ordinatus is the source of this 1749-nucleotide messenger RNA. The record is from RefSeq and is a predicted model, not a curated record. Lineage: Eukaryota; Metazoa; Chordata; Lepidosauria; Squamata; Anolidae.
CUCUUUCCUUUUCCCUCUCGCCAGCCACAGUCCCUUUCCUUUUCCCUCUUGACAGCCUCAGCCAGUAGGCUGUUAGGAAUUGUGGGAGUUGAAGUCCAAAACACCCGAAGGGCCAGAGUUUGCCCAUAUCUGUUCUAUCCUUAUUUAUCUAUCCAUUAUUCAGAAUAUAUUUUUAAUCUUUCAAUCCAAGAUGGCAGGAGGAACAUUUUUCCCAGCGGAGAUGCCCCUCUAAGCCAGGCUCAGGCCCAAAAGGAGCGAGAAGUCCAAGAGCUGGUGGCCAAACUGGACCGGCGCUUCCCCCGGGUGCCUUUGCCCAACCUCGGGGCCGUCUCCAACGCUCACCCGAGCUGGGCCAGGUUGUACAACCCCAAGGCGGCCUACUGUCUUGGGGAGCAGCUGAUGGUCCGGCUGGACAUGUUUGACCAGUCAAGACAGAGAAAGACCCACGGAGGAGACUUCUUGAGGGCCAGGAUCUUCUCCCCGUACCUCAGGGCCGGAGCCAGUGGGAACAUCCAAGACUUUGGCAACGGGACGUACUUGAUCCGCUUCCCCUUACUCUGGGAAGGGGAGGUGAGGGUCUCCAUCUUACUCUUCCAUCCCAGUGAAGGGGUCUCGGCGCUCUGGGCAGCGAGGAAGAGAGGCUACGACAGAAUUACCUUCACGGGCAUCUUCUUGAACGGGACAGCCAGGGUUUCGACCAAAUGCUCCAUGGAAAGGAUCCCAAAUGAAGAGCUGUGCGAAUAUCUAGACCGACGCGACCAAGAGGCCUUCUACUGCCUGAAGCCCAAGAACAUCUCCUGCCAAGCCUUCGUCGGGCUCAAGUCCUCCAACACCAAGGUCUCCCACCUCACUUACUUGGAGCGGAGUAUUUUGCACAGUUCCAACAUUGGAGUUGAAACCUCUAAACGGUUUGGAUCGAUUCGCGUCCUACCUUGUCAAAGUGAGACCCCGAAAGACAACAAAUGCCCCCUCGGGAUGAGCUCCCCGUCGCCCAGCGGCUUCUUCUGGCAGAAUUACUGGUACCCCGUUUUGUGCGCUCUGCCCGUUUACAGCCACAUGGACUAUAUGAUGAACACGUGUCUGAGAGGGAAGCACAUUUACCUUAUGGGCGACUCAACGGUGCGGCAAUGGCUCGAGCAUCUCACAAAGAAUGUGCACAGGUUUCAAUACCUCGACACCCAUGGAGUUGGAAACCACCAGAACAUGAUGGCGGUGGACCUGGGCGCAAACAUCCAAAUCAGGUGGAUCAAGCACAACCACCCGUUUCUCAGUGCCCAGGAAUACACGACGAAGGGCCACGGCUACGUGACCCGAGAGAUCGACCGCAUAGCGGGGGAUGCCAGAACGGUCCUGGUCCUGGCCUUCGGGCAACACUUCCGCCCUUUCCCCAUCCAGAUUUUUAUUCGGCGGAUGAUCAACAUCCGGGAGGCCGUCCAGCGCCUUCUUUUGAGGAGCCCCGAAACGAAAGUGGUCAUCAAGGGAGAAAACACUCGGGAGCUGGACACGGAUGUUGAGCGUUUGGGGGACUUCCAUGGCUUUGCUCAGAACCUCGUCCUACGGGAGAUUUUUAAAGGUCUGCGAGUGGCCUUCGUCGACGCCUGGGACAUGACCAUCGCCUACGGUUCCAACCAGGUCCACCCCGGGGGCGAUGUGGUUUGGAGCCAAAUCCGGCUGUUCUUCAACUACAUUUGCUGAAGGUCAAAAGGCGAUGGGUCUACACUGCAGAAUGAAUGCGGUUUGGAACUCCCA